UAGGAAGAUAAUAAUGGCCCUUCCCUACCACCACUAGCGAGCGAGGGAUGCUGCUAUCAAUGCCAUCCUGGCUGUUACUGUGCGCGCUGCAACGCAUCCUCUCCUCUCCUAGAUCCCAUCCGCAUCUUCUUCCUCGUUUGACAUUGCCCCUGUUGCUUGCUUCACGUCUCCUCUUCAUGUGAUCUGAGGCGCUCGCUUUCGGAUUCUUGCUCUUCUCGGCGGCUCGCGUUGGGGGAGCGGUGGUGGGGAGGAGAUGGGGUUUUUCCGCACUGUGCUGGGUUUCUUCGGGUUUGGGGUGGGAGUUACCAUGGGGCUUGUGAUUGGGUACUACCUCUUCAUCUACUUCCAGCCCACCGACGUCAAGGACCCUGUAAUCAGGCCACUUGUUGAACUUGAUACAAAAUCUCUAGAAAGCAUGCUUCCUGAGGUUCCUCAUUGGGUGAAGAAUCCAGACUUUGACCGGAUUGAUUGGCUUAACAAGUUUGUCGAAAACAUUUGGCCUUAUCUUGACAAGGCAAUAUGUAAAACUGCAAAGGAAAUCGCUAAGCCAAUUAUUGCUGAGAACACUGCCAAGUAUAAGAUUGAUUCGGUUGAAUUUGAGACAUUAACAUUAGGUUCAUUACCACCAACAUUUCAAGGGAUGAAGGUCUACACCACAGAUGAGCAAGAACUUAUAAUGGAACCUUCCAUCAAGUGGGCUGGAAAUCCGAAUAUCACUGUUGUUGUCAAAGCAUUUGGGCUAAAAGCAACUGCACAGGUUAUUGAUUUGCAUGUUUUUGCUCUACCACGCAUAACGUUGAAGCCCUUGGUGCCUAGCUUUCCUUGUUUUGCUAAAAUAGUUGUUUCACUUAUGGAGAAGCCACAUGUUGAUUUUGGUCUGAAACUCUUAGGAGCAGAUCUCAUGGCAAUUCCAGGUCUCUAUGUAUUUGUUCAGGAGAUUAUCAAGACUCAGGUAGCAAACAUGUACUUGUGGCCAAAAGUACUUGAGGUGCCAAUCAUGGAUCCAGCAAAAGCACAAAAGAAGCCUGUUGGAAUUUUGCAUGUUAACAUCGUACGGGCUGUCAAACUCACCAAAAAGGAUUUUCUGGGAAAAUCGGAUCCAUAUGUGAAGUUAAAGCUAACAGAGGAAAAACUCCCAUCAAAGAAAACGUCAGUGAAGCGAAGCAACUUGAACCCUGAAUGGAAUGAAGAUUUCAAAUUAGUUGUCAAAGACCCAGAAUCUCAGGCUCUUGAGCUUACUGUUUACGAUUGGGAGCAGGUUGGGAAGCACGACAAGAUUGGAAUGAGUGUUAUCCCAUUGAAAGAGCUUAUUCCUGAUGAGGCAAAGUCACUUACACUUGACUUACACAAGACUAUGGAUGCUAAUGACCCAGCAAAUGACAAGUUCCGGGGGCAGCUCACUGUUGAUGUAACAUAUAAGCCUUUCAAGGAAGGUGAUUCUGAUGUUGAUACAAGUGAUGAAUCUGGCACCAUUGAAAAAGCCCCUGAUGGCACACCGGAAGGUGGUGGUUUGCUGGUAGUUAUCGUUCAUGAAGCACAAGACGUUGAAGGAAAGCACCACACUAAUCCAUAUGUAAGAAUUGUGUUUAGAGGUGAAGAAAGGAAGACCAAGCAUAUUAAGAAGAAUCGUGAUCCACGUUGGGAGCAAGAAUUUCAGUUUGUCUGCGAGGAACCACCCAUAAAUGAUAAAAUGCAAAUUGAAGUCAUUAGCAGACCACCAAGCAUCGGUAUACAUUCCAAGGAAAAUCUUGGCUAUGUUGUCAUAAGUCUUGCAGAUGUUAUAAACAAUAAGAGGAUCAAUGAGAAAUAUCAUCUAAUUGACUCGAAAAAUGGCCGCAUCCAGUUGGAAUUGCAGUGGAGAACAUCUUAGAACUCACGGGCUGAAAUCUUGUAAAGUUUCUUGUUUAGAAUGCUUUCUACACUUGUAUGUAUCAUUUGGCAGACAUAUCUUACCUUCUGAAUUAUUCCACUUUUAAAACUAUGCUUUUCAUUGUUUCCCCCAGAUUCUCACUGGUUGGUAUAUAUGAUUAUGAACAGAAACCAGGAAGCCUGAACUAAUUAUGGAAUUGGUAUUCUGUAUGAGAAUCGAUGAAUUUGUGUUAUUUGUACUACAGCAUAACACCGA
Messenger RNA from Oryza sativa Japonica Group (Japanese rice), 2125 nucleotides. Its product is annotated as synaptotagmin-2. The record is from RefSeq and is a predicted model, not a curated record. Gene Ontology annotation, cellular component: endoplasmic reticulum. Gene Ontology annotation, molecular function: lipid binding. Lineage: Eukaryota; Viridiplantae; Streptophyta; Magnoliopsida; Poales; Poaceae.